AUGAGUGAUUCCCAAGAAACGCUCUAUAAGUGUGAGGAAUGCAGUUCAGAGUUUAAAAUGCGAAAGAACCUCUACGCCCAUAUGAGGAAAGUUCAUGAACUUGAUAUCCAUGUGUCUAAAAAAGGAGAAGGCAGUGAAUUGUGUCCCCAGUGCGGAAUUGCAUUUAUGAGAUGCAGUUCAUUAAAACGUCAUCAAAUAACUGUGCAUGGCAUGAAGUCGGAGGAAAACAGUCGGAAAUGGCGCAUUAUUUGCCCACAGUGCUCUCUCUCGUUUCUCACCUAUGACACACUGAGAACACAUAUUCAAGAGAACCAUGACGUUAGUUUUGAGUGCCAGGAGAUAGAAUUUGGUGGUCUUGCAGACUUUGAAGAGUGGAAAAUUUCUUACGAAAAAGUAAACCAUGUUCGUUAUGUAAUGAAUUGUUCGGAGCAGGAGCGACUAGAAAAACGUGUUCGAUAUUACCACUGCCAUCGCUCUUUCAAUUUCAAUUCUAAAGGAACAGGUGCCAGGUGUGUCAAAAGUAUGGGCACGAAUAAAAUAGGCAGUACUUGUCCAUCCAACAUGCAUGUGACAAUAACAGAGGACAAAUGCUGCUUAAAAUUUUUUCCAAAACAUAUGGGACACACCCAAGAUGUGGGAAGAACAUUUCUGCAUGGGAACGAGAGGGCAGAGUUGGCAGGACGGCUGUCACAGGGUGUACCUGUUGGACGAGUCUUACAAGAUGUCCGAAGUGCACCAAUCGCUGCAAGUGUGGAGAGAAUCCAACUCCUUGAGAAAAAAGAUUUGCAUAAUAUAAAAAGGGAUUUUGAUAUUGGUUAUGCAACGAAGAAGCAUGAAAAUGAUGCAGUGAGUGUGAAAUUGUGGGUUGAAGAAAUGAAGAGACAAAGUGACAACCCAGUACUGUAUUUCAAGCAGCAAAAACAAGUGGAUCCUAAUUUUCAAGAUGAAGACUUCAUUCUUAUUAUAAUGACAGAUUUUCAGGCCGAACAACUUCUAAAGCAUGGAGAAGAUAAAAUAUGUGUGGAUGGCACUCAUGGCAUGACUGCAUACGAUUUUCAACUUUUUACUAUUGUCGUUGUUGAUAGAUAUGGUGCUGGAAUGCCAGUUGCAUUUUGUUUUUCAAAUAGGGGAGACAUGUGCUUACUGUCUUUUUAUUUCAAAUGUGUGAGAGAAAGGGUGGGCACUGUAAAGACCAAUGUGUUUAUGUCUGACGAUGCACCAGCAUUUUAUAAUGCAUGGUCAGCAGUAAUGGGACCUGUGCCAAACCAGUUGCUGUGUUCUUGGCAUAUACAACGGAACUGGUCUCAGAAUUUAAGGAGAAUUUCUGGGGGUAGUGAGAAAAAAUCAGCAGUGUUUAGUUCACUAAAGCGACUUCAGACUGAACUGGAUAUAGAUGUUUUUAGUUGUAGUCUGGAGAAAGUGGUGGAAGACUUAUUGAAUGAUCCGGAUACUGCAGAAUUUGGCAGGUACUUUCUUAAGAUGUACUGCCAGCGAGUGGAAAAGUGGGCGUAUUGUUUUAGGCACCGAUUGGGCAUUAAUACAAACAAUUACUUGGAGUCCCUACAUAAAGUUAUUAAAUACAGUUAUCUAGAAGGGAAAAAGUGCAGAAGGCUGGAUAACUCAUUAAAUGCUUUGUUAUGUUUAGUGAGAGACAAAGUAUAUGAGGGCUUAGUGAAGCUCUCAAAACGUAAGCAGUGCUCUAGGGCGUCAAGAGUGAAAGCAAGCCACAACGAUAGCUCAGCUAUAACAAAUGGGAUGAUUUUAUGCAGGGGUGAAGGGUUGUGGGAAGUGCUUUCUUCCACUGGUUGUGAAGUGUAUGUUGUUGUAAAAAAUUCAGAACUGAUAUGCGAAAGAAAAUGUUCACUUAAGUGCAACACCUGCAACAUAUGAGUACAUUCGUAUAAAUGCAGCUGUUUAGACAACAUUUUAAAUUUUAACAUAUGUAAGCAUAUACAUGCAUGUGCCAAAUCAUUGUCUGGUGCUGUCCAGGAGAGUGAACAGUGUUCCUUGCCCUCUAGUGCAGACAAUGAAUAUGUGUCAGCAUUGCUUUCUGGCAAUUCAGAAAAAUCUGCUGACACAUUUGAACAGGAUGUGAUGUCUCACUGUAAAACUAU
Messenger RNA from Schistocerca serialis cubense, 2114 nucleotides. RefSeq lists its product as uncharacterized. NCBI's taxonomy places the organism in Eukaryota, Metazoa, Arthropoda, Insecta, Orthoptera, Acrididae. The transcript has 3 exons. The coding region runs from base 1 to 1890 and encodes 629 amino acids. The record is from RefSeq and is a predicted model, not a curated record.